Messenger RNA from Myotis daubentonii (Daubenton's bat), 2918 nucleotides. RefSeq names its product pyridine nucleotide-disulphide oxidoreductase domain 2 (gene PYROXD2). The record is from RefSeq and is a predicted model, not a curated record. Gene Ontology annotation, molecular function: oxidoreductase activity. Lineage: Eukaryota; Metazoa; Chordata; Mammalia; Chiroptera; Vespertilionidae.
AGGGGCUGUGCCUGUGAGGGGCUCUGUGAGGAGAAGGGUCCCCGGAAUACGCCCUCUGGGAGCACUUUCCACACGCCCUCCCGAUGGUGAGGUGAGGCUGACAUGGGGUUACUGGGACCUGUCAGAGCAGUGCACACUCCCGGCUGCUGGGGUGGUGCUUCCUACAAGGGGCGCAGCCCGCUUACUAAGGGGCCAGGGACCAAGGGGCUCCUAAUUCAAGACAGGCCAGAGGGUAGUAAUCAGGCGCUUUAGCCGAAGUUCCUUACACAUGUGGCCUUCAGUCCCUGAGGAUUCUUGGGAAAGCUGCCAAAAGACAGAAGGGAGAUGUCCAGGCCUUCAGAAGGAAAAGGUGAACCCCAAGAAUUAUAGACGAGUGAGCUGGCCCCCGGUCCCUCAGGCCCCUGCCGCAGCCACUUAAGUGCUUGGAGGAGAAGGCGCCUCUGCUGCCCAGUGCAGGUGCGGCCCUCCCUGCAGCUCUGCCAAGGCCGCGAGCAAGGCCAUGCUAGGGGGUGCUGGGCCAGCGGCUCCCCAAGGGGUUCCCCACCCUACAGGCCGGCAGGUCAGGAAGCGUGAGGCAGUCAAACCCGAGCCUCAGAUUUCCCACCUCAGCACCUCCCGGGCAUUUCGUUCCUUGCUGAGCAGCAGGACAGCACAGAGCCCCUUACUGCUCUCACACCCUUCUCGGAGCCUCAGUGCCCUCGGCUGUAGAAUGGGAGUGCUGGGGCUUACGGGAGGGGCUUCAGGACUGGGCCGCACAGCGCCUGGCUCAUGGGGGCCUGGAGAAUUACCAGCACAGAGAGUACUCAGGAGUUCUGCCGGUUAUGGUUCUGCAGCGCUGCCCUGGGCGGACUCCGUGGGGGAGGGGCGUGUGCAGCUCAGCGUCCUCGGUUUAGGCCUGGCCCCGGGCCAGGUGUGGCAACAGGACUGCAGCUCCUCCUCUCUUCCCGCUUUUCCCUGCUCCCCCGCCCCUUGAGGCACAAACGCUGAUGGCAAGCAAAUUACCGGCCGAGUGCUGAGCAGAAAUGGCUGCAAGUGGCCGAGGCCUCCGCAGGACCGUGAGCGCCUGGCCCUGUCCUGCGUGGAGACGAGCUCACUGGGAAGCCCCGGGGCGCCCGAAGCCUGAGUACGAUGCGGUGGUGAUAGGAGCAGGUCACAACGGGCUGGUGGCCGCGGCCUACCUACAGAGGACGGGGGUGAGCACGGCCGUCUUUGAGAGACGCCAUGUGAUCGGGGGCGCAGCUGUCACAGAGGAGAUCAUUCCAGGGUUCAAGUUCUCCCGAGCAUCCUACCUCCUCAGCCUGCUGAGGCCACAGAUCUACACUGACCUGGAGCUGAAGAAACAUGGGCUGAGAGUUCAUCUCCGAAACCCCCAUUCCUUCACCCCCAUGCUGGAAGAAGGCACGGGGAGCAAGGCGCCCAGGUCCCUACUUUUGGGCACAGACAUGGCGGAAAACCAGAGGCAGAUUGCCCAGUUCUCGCAGAAGGAUGCCCAGGCUUUUCCCAAAUACGAGGCCUUCAUGAAUCGCUUGGCAUCAGCCAUCGACCCUCUGCUGGACGCAGCGCCCGUGGACAUGGAGGCCUUCCAGCGGGGCUCCCUGCUGCAGAGGCUCCGGGCGCUCUCCACCCUCGCACCCCUGCUGCAGGCAGGCCGCAUCCUGGGGGCCCAGCUGCCCCAGUAUUACCAGGUCCUCACAGCUCCCAUUACCAAGGUGCUGGAUCAGUGGUUUGAGUCCGAGCCUCUAAAAGCUACUCUAGCAACGGAUGCUGUGAUUGGAGCCAUGACAAGUCCCCACACUCCAGGGAGUGGGUAUGUGCUGCUGCAUCACGUGAUGGGGGGCCUGGAGGGGAUGCAGGGGGCCUGGGGCUACGUCCAGGGAGGCAUGGGUGCCCUCUCGGAUGCCAUCGCAAGCUCAGCCACCGCGCACGGAGCAAGUAUCUUCACUGGGAAGACGGUGGCUCAGGUGCAGGUGAGCAGCGGAGGACGCGUGCGAGGAGUGGUGCUGCAGGACGGCUCCGAGGUGAGGAGCAAAGUGGUGCUGUCCAACGCGGCGCCCCAGACCACCUUCCUGAAGCUGACGCCACAGGAAUGGCUUCCCGAAGAGUUCACACAGAGGAUCUCUCAGCUGGACAUCCGGUCGCCUGUCACCAAGAUCAAUGUGGCUGUCAACCGGCUGCCUGACUUCCUGGCGGCCCCCAAUGCUCCCAGGGGCCAGCCGCUGCCCCAUCACCAGUGCUCCAUCCACCUGAACUGUGAAGACACCCACCUGCUCCACCAGGCCUUUGAGGAUGCCAUGGAUGGCCGGCCCUCCCACAGGCCUAUGAUUGAGCUCUGCAUCCCUUCCUCCCUGGACCCCACGCUGGCCCCGCCCAGCUGCCACGUGGUCUCCCUCUUCACUCAGUACACUCCCUACAGCCUGGCCGGAGGCCAAGUCUGGGAUGAGCAGGAGAGAAACGCUUAUGCAGACAAAGUGUUCGACUGCAUCGAGGCCUACGCCCCUGGCUUCAAGGGCUCCGUGGUGGGCAGAGACAUCCUCACUCCACCUGACUUGGAGAGAAUCUUCGGGCUUCCUGGAGGGAACAUAUUCCACGGCGCCAUGGCCCUGGACCAGCUCUACUUCGCCCGCCCCACGCCCCUGCACGCCGGCCACCGCUGCCCGCUCCCCGGCCUCUACCUCUGCGGAAGUGGGGCCCACCCUGGAGGAGGGGUCAUGGGAGCCGCUGGUCGCAAUGCAGCCCACGUGGUCUUGGAGGACCUCAAGAGCCUGUGACCCUGACCCAGGAAGAACUGCCCUUGAGCUUGGAGGUCCCCACGGGGCCAUCUGUCAGGCUAUGGCUGAGGCAGACCAGUGCUCAAGGCUCAGCGACUAUUUUAGAAAAACACAUGCCAGUUACAUUCGGCACUGGCUAGCCUUGUACCC